Clavispora lusitaniae ATCC 42720 is the source of this 1458-nucleotide messenger RNA. RefSeq names its product ADP-ribosylation factor GTPase-activating protein (gene GLO3). Gene Ontology annotation, molecular function: GTPase activator activity. Gene Ontology annotation, biological process: COPI coating of Golgi vesicle. The record is from RefSeq and is a predicted model, not a curated record. Lineage: Eukaryota; Fungi; Ascomycota; Pichiomycetes; Serinales; Metschnikowiaceae.
AUGGAUCUCAAGACACCUGUGCACCAUCUCAGACACGGUGUUUCGAAAAAAAAAAAUACCAAAUCAACCUGUUAUCAGCUACUGGCCUCUGCGAAAAUGUCCGACGGGUUUGCUACAAAGGAAGAGGUUGACAAAAUUUUUGCCAAGUUAAGACAAAAUCCAGCUAACCAAGUUUGUUUUGACUGUUCGAACAAGAAUCCAACCUGGACGUCGAUUCCGUUUGGAAUUUUGCUUUGUUUAGAAUGUUCUGCAGUGCAUCGUAACUUGGGUGUCCACAUUUCCUUUGUCAAGUCGCUGAACUUAGACCAAUGGCAGCGUAUCCAGUUGAGACAUUUCAAGUUUGGCGGCAACCAGGUGGCCAAGGAUUUCUUUGCUAAGAACGGCGGCUCCCAGUACAUAAAUGGGAAAAGUGAUCCAACCACCAAAUACACUAGUCCUGUGGCAAAGAAGUACAAGGAGAAAUUGAAGAAGACAGCGCAGCAGGAUGCAUUGAAACAUCCCGAUAUCGUGACCUUAGAUGAUAGCCUGGACUCGUUGCUGUUGGUUGAUGGAUCUUCGAACAGCGCGUCUACAGAUGAUUUUUUCUCCAACUGGACAAAGCCAAUAGCAUCUAGUCCAUCUCCUUUAGGAUCCAGAUCGGGCACUCCUACUCCCGCCGAGGAAAUCAUUCCCAAGCGGUCUGCCGCUCCGCGGAUUUCGACUGCUAGAAGCAGUACGAAAAACAAUACCACUACUGCCAAAAAAUCCAUCUUAUCGGGCAAAGGUGGUGGACCAAAGACAGCACGUGCUAGAAAAAUCAAGAAGGAGGAGGAAGAUAUUGAUUUUGACGAGAUUGAGAGAAAAGCUAAACUAGAGGCGGAGGAAGCAAAGAAAUUGGGUUACAAUCCUGCAACCGAAGUUACUCCUGCAGUGCCUGUGGCAGCUAAGAAGAACAACAGCUUGUCUUUGGGAUCGUCAUCUGCUUCGAAGGAAGAAAGUGCGCCUGUGGCCACUCCAAUCCAAGAAACUACAGUGCAAAUCCAGAAAUUGGGAUUCGGCAUGACCCAGGGUGCCAAUGUCACUACGAAUGAAAACACCAAAAAAUACAAGGAAGUCAAGUACACUGGAGAAGUCGCCAACAAGUUUGGUGUGCAGAAAGGUAUUUCUUCCGAUGAGUAUUUUGGACGUGGACCACGUUUUGAUGAAUCAGCAAAAGCGGAGGCUCGUCAAAAACUCAAAGAAUUCAACGGUGCCCAAGCCAUUUCAUCAAGCUCUUACUUUGGCGAAGAUGAACAGGCUCAGAUGGCUGGACCUGCGAGAGGACAACAGGGUCUUGGAUUGGGAAACUUGGAAUCUGCCGCCAAGGACUUUGCCUCUAGAUUUUCAGGAAACGCCAACCAGGAUUUAGACGUUUUAAAGGAUGCGUUGGAAGACGGAGCCAACAAGCUUGGAGGCUUUUUGCGUGACUUUUUGCGCUAA